AGAACUCAGGUAUCCGCUCCCCAGCUGGCAGUUCCCUCUCCUAGAAUGAAGGAUAACAGUCAGGAAACAACUAAAGAUCCUUAAGGAAAUGAGAUUGCCUGAUAGUGGGAUGGAAACAGGGGGAAAAGUGGAGUCAGACUAUCCAGGACCAGGCUCUCAUUCCUGGAUUUUUGAAGGAAAAGGAACUAAGUGAACUAGUUGCCAGGACAACCUGCUGUUGGGGAGUGGGGGUGAAGAAAGAAAUGGGUGACCUGUGGUUAUUCCUGCUCCUGCCCCUCUCAGCCUUCCAUGGAGUCAAAGGCUGUUUAGAAUGUGACCCCAAAUUUAUAGAGGAUGUUGGCUCCUUGCUGGAAAAUCUGAUACCUUCAGAAGUCCCUGGCCGAACUCAGCUGCUUGAACGGCAGAUUAAGGAGAUGAUUCAUUUAAGCUUCAAGGUCUCCCACAGUGACAAGAGGCUUCGGGUGUUGGCUGUUCAGCAGGUUGUUAAGUUGAGAACAUGGUUGAAGAACGAAUUUUAUAAACUGGGCAAUGAAACAUGGAAAGGUGUCUUUAUCUAUCAAGGCAAGCUUCUCGAGGUCUGCCAAAACCUGGAAUCCAAACUGAAAGAAUUACUAAAGAACUUCUCUGAAGUUGCUUGUUCUGAAGAUUGCAUUGUGGUUGAAGGUCCCAUUCUUGAUUGUUGGACGUGUCUUCGCAUGACUAACAGGUGCUUCAAAGGAGAAUAUUGUGGAGACGAGGAUCCAAGAAAGGCUGAGAAUCGAGAGAUUGCUCUAUUUCUCAUAUUGCUGGCAACAGCUGUAAUACUGGGAAGUGCUGUGUUACUAUUCCAUUUUUGCAUCUUUCAUCGGAGGAAAAUGAAGGCAAUACGAAGGUCACUAAAGGAAUAUGUGGAGAAGAAACUUGAAGAAUUAAUGGGGAAGAUAGAUGAGAAGGAGGAGAAAGACUUUAGACUCAGAAAAUAAACACAUCAACAUGGACAAGAAGUCUUUCAUGAUUCUCUUAAGUGUUGACUCUAAGUACAAAACUGGGAGGUAAACCCUUUCUUGGUCAUAAAGUCAUAGUAUUUUAAAACUGAAAUAGAACUUAGAGUUUCUCUAAUGAAAAUGCUUAUUGAUAUCCUGAGACAACGGAAGUAAUCAGAGAGCAAAUAAUUUGGCCAGAGUUGUACAGAAAGUAAUGCUGGUAUGUUGCAAUGCACAGGAAAGAUAAUAUGCUGGAUAGUAAUAAAUAAUGCAUCGUUAGUAACUCUGAUUAAUGGCUGUAACUAGGAUAACUUUCACAUUUCUAAGGCUGCUUUUUAUUUUAUUGUUUUGUUACUGUUUUCAUAUUUAUCAUUAGGUUCAAGGUGGACAAUUUUCCUUGAUAAUACACAACACUUAAUCUUCAUUAUUACACACACACACAGGCAGAAAAAAAAAAGGCCCAAAGUAUUAGUCCUGGGUAGCUGAGGUUUGCCCCAGUUAUUUCCCCCUGGAUCUAUGUUCCAAGGCCACGUUGGAUACGAUUUUUUUUUAUUAUUUUUGGUUGUUUCCACUGAAUACUUUUUUAGUAUGUGUAGCACUCUAAAUAGUGCUUUACGUGUGUUAUCCAUCUGAAUUCUCACAACAGCCCUAUGGAUAACAUUGCUAUUAUAUCUGCUUUGGGGAUGAAGAAACAGAAGAAUCUCUAACUCAAGGUCACACAGGCAAGUAAUCUAAGCUAUGACAAACUCCUCUCCUCUAGUGGCUGACCUCUGAUCAUCCAAACCAUUUGAUUGGUAUUGACAGCUAUCAGCAUAUAGUUAUGACACAUUAAUGGAGAGAUAAUUGUGGCUUUAUUGUCUUUAUAUACCCUUCAUUACACAGUUGGUAUGUGGCAAAGCCUGAAAUAAAGCUGACGCCUAGUUAACUGUAAAAUUCAUGACCUUUUC
Molecule: messenger RNA, 1909 nt
Organism: Pan troglodytes (chimpanzee)
Lineage: Eukaryota; Metazoa; Chordata; Mammalia; Primates; Hominidae
Gene: IZUMO3
Product: IZUMO family member 3
Exons: 7
Coding region: 243-962 (239 amino acids)
Source: RefSeq, a predicted model, not a curated record